Messenger RNA from Glossina fuscipes, 3961 nucleotides. RefSeq names its product ecdysone-inducible protein E75 (gene Eip75B). Gene Ontology annotation, biological process: cell differentiation; negative regulation of transcription by RNA polymerase II; positive regulation of transcription by RNA polymerase II. NCBI's taxonomy places the organism in Eukaryota, Metazoa, Arthropoda, Insecta, Diptera, Glossinidae. Gene Ontology annotation, molecular function: nuclear receptor activity; zinc ion binding; RNA polymerase II cis-regulatory region sequence-specific DNA binding. Bases 115 to 3324 code for a protein of 1069 amino acids. The record is from RefSeq and is a predicted model, not a curated record. The transcript is spliced from 5 exons.
AAGGGAAAUAACACUCUCGCAAUUUAACAGUUUAGCAAUCUAAGCAUUCGUAUAAAAACACUGCUUACUUCUUUGCUGCUAUUGUCUUCGAUUUCAACAAACCUUUGUAAAUUUAUGAAACUGUUAUCUGCAAAAGUUAACCUCAAACGCGAUAGAAGACGUUUUGCCAAAAUGAUAGUCGGCAGCCUUGAGGAGUUGUUUGCAAGUGCAAAGCCAAUUGAUGAAACCGAACGUCUAAUAGGACGGGUAUUGGCCGAAUUUGACGGUACUACGGUUUUGUGCCGUGUUUGCGGUGACAAGGCCUCAGGUUUUCAUUAUGGCGUACAUUCUUGUGAAGGCUGCAAGGGUUUCUUCCGCCGAUCAAUUCAACAAAAAAUUCAAUAUCGUCCUUGUACAAAAAACCAACAGUGCAGCAUUUUACGCAUUAACCGCAAUCGUUGCCAAUAUUGUCGUCUGAAAAAAUGUAUAGCAGUUGGAAUGAGCCGAGAUGCUGUUCGAUUUGGUCGUGUGCCGAAACGUGAGAAGGCCCGCAUUUUGGCCGCUAUGCAGCAAUCAACACAAAAUCGUGGUCAACAGAGGGCUUUAGCUUCCGAGCUUGACGAUCAGCCACGUUUACUGUCAGCAGUACUAAGAGCUCAUUUAGAGACCUGUGAGUUUACCAAGGAAAAGGUGGCCGCUAUGCGUCAACGGGCACGUGAAUGCCCCUCCUACUCAAUGCCCACAUUGCUGGCUUGUCCUUUAAACCCCGCCCCCGAAUUGCAGUCCGAACAAGAAUUUUCUCAACGAUUCGCCCAUGUAAUACGUGGCGUUAUCGAUUUUGCUGGUAUGAUACCCGGCUUUCAAUUGCUUAGUCAAGAUGAUAAAUUUACCCUGCUCAAGGCGGGUCUUUUCGAUGCUUUAUUCGUGCGAUUGAUCUGCAUGUUUGACUCGUCCAUUAAUAGCAUCAUUUGUCUAAAUGGCCAGGUUAUGCGCCGCGAUGCUAUACAAAACGGUGCAAAUGCUCGUUUUUUGGUAGAUUCAACUUUCAAUUUUGCCGAACGCAUGAAUUCAAUGAACUUGUCUGACGCAGAGAUUGGAUUGUUCUGUGCUAUUGUUUUAAUAACCCCCGAUCGUCCGGGCUUGCGUAACAUUGAACUUAUUGAAAAGAUGUACAGCCGAUUGAAAGGCUGCCUACAGACAAUUAUCAAUCAAAAUCGUCCUGAUCAACCAGAGUUUAUGAGCAAACUAUUGGAAACUAUGCCAGAUUUGCGAACUUUAAGCACUUUGCAUACCGAAAAGUUGGUUGUAUUUCGCACCGAACAUAAAGAGCUUUUGCGUCAGCAAAUGUGGACGAUGGAUGAGGAGCAAUUGUCAGCUUCAAAAAGUCCCUCUGGAUGGGAAGACAAUCGCAUGGAUGUGGAAGCCAAGAGCCCAUUAGGCUCUGUUUCAAGUACGGAAUCGGGUGACUUAGAAUAUCAAACAUCAUCCACUACUCCGGCAACCACUCAUCACAUACAUCGCCAACCUUCGUCUUUAGCUUCUUCGGCACCUCUACUAGCUGCUACACUUUCGGGCACUUGCCCUUUACGCACUCGCGCUAAUUCAGGCUCAUCUGGAGAUUCUAACGCUGAUUUAGAUUUGGUGGGAUCACAUGCUCAUCUAGCCCAAAAUGGUUUGACUAUCACUCCUAUUGUACGAGCUCAUUCCCAUCAACAAUUACAUCAUCAUUUAAGCGUUGCUCCCGCACAGCAUCGUUAUCGUAAGCUGGAUUCACCCACCGACUCUGGCAUUGAAUCCGGUAAUGAAAAGAACGAAUGCGGCAAUAAAGUUGUUAGUUCUGGAGGCUCCUCAUCAUGUUCAAGUCCUCGAUCUAGUGUCGAUGAUGCUUUAGAUUGUACAGACGGCUCCGCAGCCAAUAACAGUCAAGUCACAGUGUCAGUAUCGCCAGUGCGUUCUCCACAGCCAACAACAGCGGCUCCCAGCUCAACUAGUAACUCAAGUAGCAGCAGUGGCAGUACUACUAGCACGAGUUCUAGUAGUACUCUAAAAAGACAAAUUGUUGAAGAUAUGCCAGUCUUGAAGAGAGUACUGCAAGCACCACCUUUGUAUGAUACAAACUCAUUAAUGGAUGAAGCUUAUAAGCCACAUAAGAAAUUUAGAGCCUUGCGCCAUCGCGAAUACGAAACAGCCGAAGCAGAUGCCAGCAGUUCAACUUCCGCAAAUGUUAACACUACUUCAUGCAUACCCACCGCCGCUAACAGUCCGGUACAGCAGAGCAUUGCUGCAGCAAAUAAUGCACAGAGCCCGCCACCACCUGCUGCAACAUUGGGCGUGACCGUACAGAAUCAAGUUAUGGUAGUACCACAGGCGGCGGCCUCACCGGUGGUAGCGCCAACCGUUUCAUCCCCACCAGCUAUUACUCACCACCAAAGCCAAUUGCAUAUGCAUUUAACUCGGCCCAUACCCACCAAUUCCAGCGGUAAUACAAAUGGCAAUACCACUCAACAACCGAUCCAGCAGCAGCAGCAGCAACCUUCUUCAUUGUCCAGCACUCAUUCGGUAUUAGCCAAAUCUUUAAUGGCGGAGCCGAGAAUGACACCCGAACAAAUAAAAAGAUCCGAUAUAAUACAAAACUACAUAAUGCGCGAUGCAGCAGCGGCUAACAAUAGCAAUCUGUUAGUGUGUUCCCCACACGCUACCGGCAAUCGUAGUCCGGCUCCUCAGCAUUCAGCAGUCGCAGGAGGACAUCAUGCGUAUGCGGCAGGUAGCUCCUCACCAGCUUCAAGCAAUUCGCCAAACUCCAACUGCGCUUCACCUUCUACUACCACAGUAACAUCGAUGGCUUCACCGCCGCCGUCAGGAGCUGCAAAUCGUUGGCCCGGACAUUCCGUUAUAACAACGACUAGCAUUAAUCAACGCCAACAGUCGGUAUCACCGAGCAGCAACGGCUCUUCUUCGUCGUCCUCCACCUCAAACUCAUCCUCUGCAUCAAAUGCGUCAGGUUGCCAGUAUUUUCAGUCGCCACACUCAACUUCUGCUUCAGUCUCACCACCGCGACCUUCUCCAUCAGCCAUGAAUACACCACCUCGUCUCUUGGAAUUACAGGUGGAAAUAGCCGACAGCCAACAACCAUUGAAUUUGUCUAAGAAGUCACCAACACCACCACCCAGUAAAUUGCAAGCAUUAGUAGCAGCAGCAACAGCAGCCCAAAGGUAUCCUCCAGCAGUCUCGGCUGAUGUCACAGUGACAGCUACUACGGCCAGUUCAGCGUCCGUCGCCACAACCACGGGCCCCGCGAGCACUUCACCACAAGUACAGGUACAUAAAGUUAUGUUAGAGGCGUAAGGAGCAAAAAGAAGUUGAGAGGGGUAGAGGGUAAAAAAAAAUAGAAAAAAAUAUAAAUAAUUAUACAGAAAUUAAAAGACACAGUAUUGAUUAAAUAAACUACUUAAUUAUAUUUCGGUUGAGGAACAGCAACUAAUUUGAUUCCUUAACUCUCUCGCUCCCUUUUGUUUCGCUCUGAGAUUUUUGUUUAUUUUUUCUCUUACUGUGAAAAGUACGUUGAACAAUAACUUGCUCUCGAGACUGAAUCAUCUGGCAAAAGAUGAGUGCGAAGCGUAUUGUGUAUAGAGAUUUAAAAAACUCUUUCUUUUUUCUUUAAUCUUUCUUUUUUCGCUUCCUUAAAAUGUUGUAAAUUAUGUCUUUAACCAUGAACUCUAAUUCAAGGCGGGCGAAUGCAACAAAAUAUUGUAUUUUUAGAAUAAUACCAUCAAACGUGUAAUACCAAGAAUAAAUUUUUUUUCGUUUGCUUUAAGUAAUUAUUUAAAGAAUAUGUCAAAAAAAAAACAAAAAAAAAAACAAAAAAAAGAAACUAACUAUAAAUUAUUAUAUAAAUUAUUAAGAAAAAGAAUGAAAUCGAAGAUAAAACCAUAGCAGAGAAGGACAAAACAAAAGUUAUAUAGAAAUUGUACAAAAUAAUUGU